Ophidiomyces ophidiicola is the source of this 2079-nucleotide messenger RNA. It is a transcript of the gene GUT2, whose product is annotated as mitochondrial glycerol-3-phosphate dehydrogenase. Gene Ontology annotation, biological process: glycerol-3-phosphate metabolic process. The record is from RefSeq and is a predicted model, not a curated record. Gene Ontology annotation, cellular component: mitochondrion; glycerol-3-phosphate dehydrogenase (FAD) complex. The coding region runs from base 1 to 2079 and encodes 692 amino acids. Lineage: Eukaryota; Fungi; Ascomycota; Eurotiomycetes; Onygenales; Onygenaceae. The transcript is spliced from 3 exons. Gene Ontology annotation, molecular function: glycerol-3-phosphate dehydrogenase (quinone) activity.
AUGGCUGCAAGUCCACCCAGGCGGUUCUUGAAACCGUUUUUGUAUACCGUCGCGACCAUUGCUGGUGUUGGUGGGACUUUGUAUAUCACCUACCGGCCGCGCAAUAUCCCCGGUUCUGACCCCGCUGCUGUCCCUCCUCCACGAUACGGUGCUAGUGGGAAGCUCCAGCCUCCCCGGUUCCCCUAUAUCAAGAGCCGUGAUGAACAGAUUCAAGACCUAAAGCGAAGCUGUACGGAAAACGUCCUAGAUUCGAUCAAAGGAAAGCUAAAGAAUACAAUUGUUGCAACUAAGGCUGGAGAGGAAGAUGACAGUGGAGAGAUAUAUGAUCUUCUUGUCAUUGGUGGCGGAGCAACUGGCUCGGGAAUCGCUCUUGAUGCUGCCACUCGGGGCCUCAAAGUUGCUGUUGUUGAACGGGAUGAUUUCAGCGCUGGCACAAGUAGCAAGAGUACAAAGCUGGUGCACGGGGGUGUCCGAUACUUAGAGAAGGCUGUUUGGGAGUUGGACUACAAUCAAUAUGCUCUAGUCAAAGAAGCCUUACGUGAAAGGAAAUAUUUUCUCCAUACCGCUCCACAUCUUUCGAUGUGGCUUCCAAUCAUGGUUCCGGUCCAAAAAUGGUGGCAGGUGCCUUAUUUCUGGGCUGGCACAAAGUUCUAUGAUCUCCUCGCCGGCUCUGAGGGAAUUGAGAGCUCUUACUUUCUUCCUAAAAGUAAAGCACUCGCUGCCUUUCCUAUGCUGAAGAAAGACAACUUGUUUGGUGCCUUGGUAUACUACGAUGGUGCCCACAACGAUUCACGCAUGAAUGUAUCCAUUGCCAUGACGGCUGCCAUAUAUGGCUGUACAGUGGUGAAUCACAUGGAAGUAACUGAUCUGAUUAAGGAUGCAGAUGGCAAGCUUACUGGUGCGCGCUUGAAGGAUUUGAUUGCUGACAAAAAUGGACGUGGUGAUGAGUUCACUGUGAGAGCAAGGGGCAUCAUUAACGCAACUGGCCCCUUUACAGAUUCUAUCCGGAGAAUGGACGAUUCCAGUAUUGCUGAAAUUGUUGCCCCUAGCUCAGGUGCCCAUAUUGUCUUGCCUGGCUACUAUAGUCCAGCCAAGAUGGGACUCAUCGACCCAGCAACUUCUGAUGGACGAGUGAUAUUCUUUUUACCAUGGCAAGGAAACACAAUUGCAGGCACCACUGAUAACCCAACAACCAUCACUUACGACCCUAUUCCUUCAGAAGAGGACAUUGACUGGAUUCUUCGUGAAAUUCGGGGAUAUUUGGCUCCAGAUAUCACAGUUCGACGCGAUGACGUCCUUGCCGCUUGGUCUGGCAUCCGACCACUAGUGCGCGAUCCAAAAGCCAAAAACACUGAAUCCCUCGUUCGAAGCCACUUGGUAAAUAUAUCAAAGUCUGGCCUAUUGACUUGUGCUGGCGGUAAAUGGACUACCUAUCGACAGAUGGCAGAAGAAGCCGUGGACGAAGCUAUUAAACAAUUCAACCUUAAACCACAAGGCCUAGGUGAAAACCCGGAUAUCAGUGGUACUGGUUUCUACGACGACAAGGCUAUUCUCGACGGCUCCUGUCAAACGCAUCAAGUCCGCUUGAUUGGUGCCCAUGGCUUCUCCAGGACUCUUUUUAUCAACUUGAUCCAGCAUUUUGGACUAGCCACUGAUGUUGCUCGCCACCUUACGGAAUCAUACGGUGAUCGUGCCUGGGAGGUGGCCGCCAUGUCUUCUCCCACAAAUAUGCGUUUCCCCAUAUGUGGAGUUCGACUCUCUCCGCUGUACCCUUUCAUCGAUGGCGAGGUUCGAUUCGCCGUUCGCCGCGAAUACGCCCAGACACCUGUAGAUGUCCUUGCCCGGAGAACUAGAUUGGCCUUUUUAAAUGCCCGGGCAGCUCUGGAUGCCCUCCCUACCGUUGUGGAUAUCAUGGCAGAGGAACUCAAUUGGGACUCGAAGCGCAAGCAACGCGAGUGGGAUGAUGCUGUGAAAUUUUUAGUAUCCAUGGGCCUUCCUAAGUCACGAGCUGGUGCUACGAGGAAGGAUGUUGAGAAGGGCAGGUUGGCUGGUGUCGACAUUCCUAGGAGCAGCCAUUGA